Molecule: messenger RNA, 2793 nt
Organism: Thyridium curvatum
Lineage: Eukaryota; Fungi; Ascomycota; Sordariomycetes; Thyridiales; Thyridiaceae
Exons: 7
Coding region: 1-2793 (930 amino acids)
Biological process (GO): positive regulation of transcription by RNA polymerase II
Cellular component (GO): nucleus
Molecular function (GO): zinc ion binding; transcription cis-regulatory region binding; DNA-binding transcription factor activity, RNA polymerase II-specific
Source: RefSeq, a predicted model, not a curated record
AUGGACAGCACAGAGGUUUCACCUGAUGAUGCUCGAGCUAGUGAUGCUCACCUCCGUGAUCCUACACCGCCCAGUGGUGGUGAGAAGAAGGACGAUGGCACUUCUAAGAAGGCCACUGUCAGGAAGAGAACCAAAACUGGAUGUCUAACAUGUCGAAAGCGGCGGAUCAAGUGCGACGAGGGCAAGCCAACGUGCAACAACUGCAUAAAGUCUAAAAGACAAUGCGAAGGCUACAACCAGCGUGUCGUCUUCAAGGAACCCAUCAACGCCUUCCAUGGCGGUUCUUUCAACCCCAUGGUCUUCCAGACCCAGCCUGCCGGAAGGAUGCUCAAUCCACAGCUUUCGAACGCGCAGUCCAAAGCUUCCGCUGCGCAAGGCCCCCUGCCUGCCAUUGCUCCCAAACCGAGCAGUGCACACUUUCCACCCGCCCACUUGAUGCCACAGGGGUUCGAAUACAUGGGCCAACAGACCCAAGGUCCAUCAGACCUCCCGUUGGACUUGAAUUCGGUUCCGUACGAUCGAUCUGCCUUCCUGCCCAACACAGCUUUCAUGGAGCCUCCUCAACCCGGACACUAUCCUCCAGAGCAGUCGCUUGGAGCAGAUGACGGAUUGAUGUACAAUCAGUCGCAUCCAGAGCUGCAAGACCAGCAUCCUAUGGGCCAAUUCUUACCUGUGCACCACGAGAGCCGCUUCCCCGGUGGGGAACCACCCAUCCCAGUGCAGCACGGAACAUACAUCGACCAGGGUGGCCUCCAAUCCAACAUGUACCUCGAGGACGACCAAUACUGGGAUGUGUCAGAUGACGAGGAGCUGAUGGCGGAUUCUGGAGACGAGGGAGGCCAGACCUCAGGGCACUUGCUCUCUAAUGACCAAGGCGUUCAAGUCCUGGCCCGCCUGCGAGAACGGCAAGGCUCCUUCGAUACGCACAUUAGGACCUUCUCGGCUAUGGGCACAGGAUUCGCUUUGACAAACUAUCGCCCGUCCCUCUCCAACUCACCCUUGACCGAUACCCAGACCGCCGCCAUCUUUUGGCAUUUCGUCACCGUGACCGGUCCAAGUAUGUCUCUCUAUGAGCGCCAUCCAGUUGACCCAUCGCCUAUGUUCAGCGGAGAGCCUGUCCCCACCACUAAGCAACACAUUUGGACCUACACGUUUCCAAUCCUCGCGUUGAAUCACUCAGCCCUUCUUCAAGCUAUGCUGGCUCUGGGAAGCUUGCAGAUGGCCAAGCUGGACGGGCACCCACCUGUGGCCUCCUUGAAACACUACGCAAUCUGUCUGAGGCGACUGCAGAAGAACUACGAGAGUCCCGUCAGACGCCUACAGCCUGCAACUCUUGCAGCCACCCUCCUCCUUGGGUUCUACGAAGUGUGGAAUUCGGAUCACGAUAAAUGGUGUAAGCACAUGUGGGGAGCUCGAGCCAUUCUGAAGGAGAUUCCCCUCAGCGAGAUGACCAGCGCGAUCAUGAGAUUGAAGCAGGAGAAGAGGAAUACACUCGAUACCGACUGGGAUCAGGUCAACAUAGAUCUCCUGACUCAAUUGUGUGGAAGGCGCGUACGCUUUGCAGAACCUGGACAUGUCUCCUCCACCUCAAGCUGGGUUCCCCCAACGCACUAUACUGAGCAAGACAUUGAAACAUAUGAGCAUGUAAGGGAUCUAUAUUGGUGGUACUGCAAGAUGGACGUCUAUCAGAGUAUCCUGGGAGGGACGCCCCUUCUCAUGGACUAUGAUCUUUGGACGCAGUGUGGACCGAGGGCAACAAUCGGAAAGAUCGAUUGCAUCUUCGGGACAUUCGACCACUUGAUGCUGCUCAUGGGUCGUCUAUGUAAUUUUGCCUCGCGAGAUAUGGAGCGCAAGCGCAAAUCCAAGAAGGCAGGCCCUCCGGGACCUGGCGGGUCCGACAACUCUCCGCCGGGAUUCCCUGGUCUGAUGCCGGCGUCAGGCAAGGUCACUAUACCGAAGGGUUUCAGCCCGCCCAGAGACAAGACCCCUCCCAGCGACACUGCCGAGGACAUGGACAUCGAGGCUCGCACCGCGGCUGCCCUGCAGGAGUGGGAGGCCAUCCGACAGGCCUUGGAGCUCUUCAAGGCACAGCUGGGGCCGGACUUCGAGCCGAUGGGCGCGGACCUCCACCCAGCCUCGCAGUCGCCCUUCGGGCCUGUUCUGAACUACCGCACCUACGGCAUCGCGGGCAUCUGGCUCAACUACCUGAUGGCCAUGAUUGUCCUCCACCGGUCCCACCCCUCGAUGCCUCCUGUCGCCAUGAUGGCGGCCGGCAUGGCCGCGAGGCAGUCGGCGCCGUUUGCCGCUCAGAUCGGCCAGAUAGUGGCCGGCCUGGUUGAAGACUGUGCUUAUGUUGACGUCGUGAGCACGCUUUCGGGCGCCAUUUUCAUCGAGAGCAGUUUCCCGCUCUUUGUUUCGGCGGUUCAGUACCAGAACCAUGACCAGAGAAUCUGGACCAUCAAACGCCUGCACGAUGUAUCUAGGUUGACCGGGUGGCAGUCCGCAAGGCAGAUGGCGGGCGGCUGCGAGUCGGCAUGGAUGAAGGCGGCGUCCAUGGGACGGGGUCCGCCGUACAAGAGGCCCACGGAGAGCGAGCUCGAGGUCCCGCGCACCGCUUGGCCUGCGCCCAAGAGGAUCCUCGACAGGAUACAAGAGUUGGGCGACAGCGACCAGCCCGUCACCCUGACAAAGUCGGAGCGGCCAUCGUACGCGUUUGGUCUGCUGAGCAUGGAGGAGGAAAUGGAGAAGCUAGAGCUGGACGACGACAAGAAGGAGGAAGGGAACGAAAAGUAG